Dovyalis caffra is the source of this 1362-nucleotide messenger RNA. The record is from the annotation of a GenBank genome assembly. Lineage: Eukaryota; Viridiplantae; Streptophyta; Magnoliopsida; Malpighiales; Salicaceae.
AUGAAAGAUCACAACGAUCGGCCGUUCCAGAUCUUCGCGAAACUUCUGGACGGAAAAACAACAAUUCUAAAUUUCAGAACUCCAGAUUCACGUACCACCCAGUCAAUCAAGCAAAAAAUAUUCGAAAUCACGAAAAUCCCAGUCCAUUAUCAACGUUUGAUCUGCAGAGGAGUCCAAUUACACGACGAUGCGAUCAUCUCAACCCCCGAAUCUACCGUCUAUCUCCUCCUCCGUCUCCUCGGUGGCAAAGGUGGGUUCGGGUCUCUCCUCCGUGGGGCCGCCACAAAAGCGGGUCAAAAGAAGACGAAUAAUUUUGACGCGUGUCGGGAUAUGAGUGGAAGGAGGUUGAGGCAUGUGAACGCGGAGAAGAAGUUGGAGGAGUGGAAAGCGGAGGAAGAGGAUAGGAGGCUGGAGAAGAUUGCGGAGGAGUUUAUGAAGAAGAAGGCGAAGAAAGGAAAGAAAGGGGUUGGAGAUGGUGAGGCGGAGAAGUAUGUGGCUAAGUAUAGAGAGGAGUCGGCGAAAUGUGCUGCAGUAGUCGAGGAGGCUGUGAGGGAGGUGUUUGGGAAUGGGAAUGGUUUUAGGAAGAGGAAGGGGAAGGGGGUUUUGGAAGGCGCAGAAGCCAAGAAAUUAAAGAUUUGGAUGGGGAAGAGAAAAUUGGGUGAAAGUGAUAGUGAAGAAAUGGAUGAAGAUAACAGUGAUGAUGACAGCGAUGAGGAAAACAAAAAAUCUGUUGUUUUAAAUAAUGGGAAUCACUCAGAUUCAAAUAAGGAUGCUGAGGGGAGUACAGAUUCGGUUACUGGAAAUCAAGAUGGAGAAUGUUCCAGUGUUGCAUCAUUCACUAGUGGCUCUGAGGGAGAAAAGGAGGCUUCUGCAGAGCAAAGCUUGAUAUCUAAUCACCGUGGAGAAAUUGCUCCAAACAAAGAGGAUGAAGUGGUUGAAGCACAGAUUCUUGAGGAAACAGUAGUGAAGACUGCAGAGAUUUCUGAAACUGAAGCACUUGAGGCAGAAAAGCAGGAGACUAUUGGACCUAAUUCUCAAUGUCCAGAUGCAUCAAGUUUUGGAGAUGGGGGAAUUAUUGAAAGCAGACCAACUAUUGCCGAAGCCGUUGAUUUCUCUAGGUCAAAACCUGAGUCUAAUGAAAUAGUUAAUGUACGCAAUGGUGAUUUGGAGAAGCCUAUAAAUUUUGAUGAAUUCAAUUCAGCAUCAGAGUUGGAGGCACUUGGCAUGGAAAGGUUGAAGACUGAGCUGCAGGUCCGUGGGCUUAAAUGUGGCGGUACUUUGCAAGAGCGCGCUGCACGGCUUUUCCUCUUGAAAUCUACCCCUUUGGAGAAGCUUCCCAAAAAACUACUUGCUAAGAAAUGA